GUGGGAAGGAUGACGUGGACUCACUUUUGGUUGUGUUUCCUGGCCCUGUCAUUUACAAACAUCGCCAAUGUCCAAGCAAGACAGGCUCUCAACCAUGUCAACAGCAUCUGCAGCACCUGGGGCCGGCACCACUUCAAGACGUUUGACGGGGACGUGUACCAGUUCCCCGGCUUGUGUGGAUACAACCUGGUGUCCGACUGCCACGAGAUGUACAGAGAAUUCUCGGUGCACAUCCAGAAGAGCUUGGUAGACGGCCACCCCACGGUCAACGAGCUGGUUGUCACCAUCAACGACCUUGUGUUCCAUCUGACUAAGAGGGCUGUCUCAUUGAACGAUGAUCUUAUCAACUUGCCGUACCUAAAUGCGGGGAUUCAACUGGAACGGAAUGCGGUUUACACCAAGCUCCAGGCCAAGGUCGGCCUGGUUGUAAUGUGGAAUGGUGAUGAUGCUGUGAUGGUGGAGCUGGAUUCUGAUUAUCAUAACCGCACUUGUGGCCUUUGUGGGGACUUCAAUGGCGUUCCAGUCUACAAUGAAUUCAUUCACCACAAUCGCAAAAUCCACCCCAUUGAGUUUGGCAAUGGACAGAGAGUCCAUCGACCAAACGAUGAGUGUGAGGACCCCUACGAGGAGGAAGAGCAGGAGCUGGACGCCCAGGACUUAGAAUACCCGGAACUAGAAGACCAGGCGGUUGAGGUCCCCUGCAAGGAAUUUCGCCCAAUAUGCGAAAAGGUGAUCCACUCUGAAGCCUGGAGCUCUUGUGCAUCGCUGGUGGACCCGGCCCCAUACACCCAGGCCUGUGUGCAGGACAUGUGUGGAUGUGGCAAUAGCACCAAUGACUUCUGCGUCUGCAGCACACUGGCAGAGUUCUCCCGCCAGUGUUCCCAUGCCGGGGGUCAGCCGCCCAGCUGGAGGACGCCCCAGUUCUGCGCUAAGAUGUGCCCCUUCAACAUGGUGUAUGAAGAGAGUGGCUCUCCAUGCAUGGCUAGCUGCACGGUCUCAGACAUCAGCUCGCUCUGUGAGGACCACAAAAUGGAUGGCUGCUUUUGUCCUGCGGGAACGGUGUGGGACAACAUUUCACAGAGAGGUUGUGUCAGCCAGACUGAAUGCCAGUGUAAACACGAUAAAAUCUACAACUCCGGGGAAGUUUACCGACAGGAUAGUGAAGAAUGUUUAUGCUAUCAGGGAAGAUGGGACUGUAAGAGUCUUCCCAGUCCGGCUACUUGCGCAGUGGAAGAGGGUUCCCAUGUGACAACUUUUGAUGGGAAAGCCUACAUUUUCCAUGGGGAUUGCCACUACGUACUGGCUAAGAUCGAAAGCAAGGAUGAUACCAGCCCCAAGUUCACCAUCUUCGUCCAGCUGGUCCCAUGUGUGAACCAGGAGUUUGACACUUGUCUGAAGAGUGUGAAGGUCCUACUGAACAAUGACAGAAACAACAUGCUAGCGUUCUCUGCAGAUGGAAAAGUGAGGCACAACAUGCAGAUCAUCAGCUUGCCAUACAACACAGGCGACAUCAACAUAUUCAGGGCAUCGUCGUUCCACAUCCUGCUCCAGACCAGGUUUGGGUUACAGAUUCAGGUCCAGCAUGUUCCGGUCCUGCAAGUCUAUGUGACCCUUGAACAGAGAUACAAAACAAAGACAAGAGGUUUAUGUGGAAACUAUAACAUGAUGCUGUCCGAUGAUAUGAAGACACCUCAAGGGAUUGUGGAAGGCACUGCAUCCUCUUUUGGGAAUUCCUGGAAGGCUAACCCUACCUGCCCAGAGAGAGAUGAACGUCUGGAAAGCCCCUGUUCCGUCAGUGUGGAGAACGAGCGAUAUGCUGAACAUUGGUGCUCGAUGUUAACACGUCCAGACGGCCCAUUUACAAACUGUCAUGCAAUGGUCGAUCCAGAAUUGUACCACAAGAGAUGCAUCUACGCCACAUGUAACUGUGAGAAAACCGAAGACUGCAUGUGUGCCGUUUUCUCCUCCUAUGCACGAGCUUGUGCUUCGAAAGGAGUUUUCCUGAGUGAUUGGAGGGUGAACGUCUGUGAUAAAUACACAAGGGGCUGCCCGGAAAGCCAAAGCUUCUCUUACAAGCUGCAGCGCUGCCAGUGGACAUGCAGGCAGCUGAGCUCAGAGCAGCAGAGCUGCACCUCUGACUUCCUGCCUGUGGACGGCUGCUCCUGCCCUGAGGGGACGUAUCAGGAGGAACACGGUGCCUGUGUGCCCAUGAACAAAUGCCCCUGCUAUCACAAUGGAGUCCACAUAAAGCCAGGCAAAUCAAUAAGCAUCAAAGAGCAACACUGUUUGUGCUCCAAUGGCAAGCUUCACUGUCGUACUUGGAAGACAUCAUCACAAGCCUGUCCGACUCCAAAAGUCUACCUUAACUGUUCGAGCACAGACGUCCGAGAUCUGGGCGUGCAGUGUGCUCGGACAUGUAGAAACACAGAGAGUGAUAGUUGUUACUCAACAGAAUGUGAAUCCGGCUGUCAAUGCCCCAGUGGUCUCCUUGAUGAUGGCAAGGGCUCCUGUGUGAAGGAACAUGAAUGUCCAUGCGAACAUGAUCGCACCCUCUACGCUUCUGGCUCUGAAAUCAAAGAUCAGUGCAACACCUGUACAUGUCGAAAGGGGAACUGGGAGUGUACGGAGAAGAAAUGCCCAGGGACUUGCAUCAUUUAUGGUAGUGGUCAUUACAGAACCUUUGAUCAGAGAACGUAUGGCUUUCAGGGGCAAUGCGCCUACGUGGCCAUCCAGAACACAUGUGGCAACAAAUCGGUAGAGGACAUUUUCCGGGUUAUUACAGAAAAUAUACCAUGUGGAACUACUGGCACCACCUGCUCCAAAUCUGUCAGGAUUCAGCUGGGGAAUAAAGAAAUUAAAUUAGCAAAGGGAAAAUAUGAAAUAUUGGAUCUGGCGAUGGGCUCUGAGAUCAAGUACACAAUCAGACCUGUUGGGAUGUAUCUGGCCGUAGAAGCUUCACUCGGGAUCACAGUUCUAUGGGACCGCAAAACCACCAUCCGGAUCCUUCUGGAACCACAGCACAGUGCGGGGGUUUGCGGUCUUUGUGGAGACUUUAAUGGAGAUGUCCAGAAUGACUUCACUACCCAGAGUCAGAUGGUAGUGAGCAGCCCCCUUGAGUUUGCAAACAGCUGGAAGGCUUUAAGCUCUUGCCUGGAUGCCGAAGCAAGCGCUGAUUCUUGUGUGCUGCAGCCCCAUCGCCACAACUGGGCCCAGAUACAGUGUAGCAUUAUAAAGAGCGUCACCUUCCAAGACUGCCACAAAAAGGUGAAUCCUAUUCCGUUUUACGAAAACUGUGUAAAAGACUCGUGCGCCUGCGACAGUGGAGGAGACUGCGAGUGCUUCUGCACAGCAGUUGCAGCCUACGCCCAGGCUUGUAAUGAAGUCAGUGUGUGCGUUGCCUGGAGAACCCCGGAAAUAUGCCCCGUAUUUUGUGACUACUACAAUGAAGGGGAAUUAUGUGAGUGGCACUACAAGCCUUGCCAUGAACCUUGUUACGAGACCUGCCGGAAUCCACACGGAUGCAACAAUUCAAUACCAAACCUGGAAGGCUGUUACCCUGUGUGCCCAGAAGAUAAGCCCAUAUUUGAUGAAGAUAAAGGAAUAUGUGUCGAGAGCUGUGAUGGAUGCAUUUACAAUGGAACAUAUUACAAUGACAAUGAUGUCAUAUACAAUGUGACGGACAAUUUAGGAAUGUGCUAUUAUGCUAUUUGCAAAAAUGGAAAAGUGAUAAAGACAAAUGAUCCCUGUCCAACUCCCAAACCAUCCACAACAACAACGCCAUUCAUUACCUCAACUACAACACCAACAUCAUCACCAGCAACCACACCUAGACCAACUACACCCUUAGUCACAACUAAAGAGACCACCACACAAGAGCCAACACCAACCUUUGAUGACACAACAUCAACUAAUACACCUCAAACAACUAUGACAAGUAGUUCAACGACUGAACCAACUACACCUGAAGUAACAACCAGAGAGACAACAAGCCCACCUGUUUCAACAACUACUCCACCUACUCCAACGGUCAUCUCAACGACAACAUUGACAACAACAACCACUGCACCACCAAGUACAACUGUUGCAACCCCAACCCCUGUUGUCGCGACAACAACGACUCCCACACAAGAAACAACCUCAGUUACGACAACUCCAUCCACCACAACUGAAGGAACAACCGGAAUCCCCUCAACGACCCCCUGCGAGGAAGAGUGUGAAUGGACACAAUGGUUUGAUGUGGACAGCAGUACGGACGGCAGUGACUGGGAAACGUACGAGAACAUUACAAACAGUGGAGAGAAGAUAUGUCAAAAACCAAGGAACAUUACAUGCAGAUCGACAAAGGCUCCUGAUAAAAGCUUUGAUGACUUUGUCAAGGAAACGGGACAAGUUGUCUCUUGUGAUAUCGACGAUGGUUUGAUAUGCAAAAAGGAGGAUCAGGUUAGCCGACCUUACAAGUGCUUUAACUACCAGAUCAAGGUGGAAUGUUGUGGGCCAUGCAUUCCCCACCCCACCCCUCCAACUAUAUCAACUACCGUCAUUACCUCUAGCCCCAAUCCAACACCAGGCAGCACCACUUCAGAACAGCCUACGCCUGUCUUCUCAACAACUAAAUCUACAACACCCCCUGCACCACUCAGUACAACUGUUUUAACAACAACCCCUGUUUUCACAUCACCUACUACACCUCAAUCGACAAGAAGUACCACGACUGAACCAACCACUACUCCAACAACUACAUCUACAACAACUGCUCCACCGAGUACACCUGUUGUAACACCAACCACUGUUGUCACGACGUCAACUACUACACCUAAAACAACUACGACAAGUAGUUCCACGACUGAACCAACCACUACUCCAACAACUACAUCUACAACAACUGCUCCACCAAGUACACCUGUUGUAACACCAACCACUGUUGUCACGACAUCAACUACUACACCUAAAACAACUACGACAAGUAGUUCCACGACUGAACCAACCACUACUCCAACAACUACAUCUACAACAACUGCUCCACCAAGUACACCUGUUGUAACACCAACCACUGUUGUCACGACAUCAACUACUACACCUAAAACCACUACGACAAGUAGUUCCACGACUGAACCAACCACUACUCCAACAACUACAUCUACAACAACUGCUCCACCAAGUACACCUGUUGUAACACCAACCACUGUUGUCACGACAUCUACUACACCUAAAACAACUACGACAAGUAGUUCCACGACUGAAGCAACCACUACUCCAAAAACUACAUCGACAACAACUGCUCCACCAAGUACACCUGUUGUAACACCAACCACUGUUGUCACGACAUCAACUACUACACCUAAAACAACUACGACAAGUAGUUCUACGACUGAACCAACCACUACUCCAACAACUACAUCUACAACAACUGCUCCACCAAGUACACCUGUUGCAACACCAACCCAUGUUGUCAUGACAACAACGACUACACCUCAGACAACUAUGACAAGUAGUUCCACGACUGAACCAACCACUACUCCAACAACUACAUCUACAACAACUGCUCCACCAAGUACACCUGUUGUAACACCAACCACUGUUGUCACGACGUCAACUACUACACCUAAAACAACUACGACAAGCAGUUCAACGACUGAACCAACCACUACUCCAACAACUACAUCUACAACAACUGCUCCACCAAGUACACCUGUUGUAACACCAACCACUGUUGUCACGACAUCAACUACUACACCUAAAACAACUACGACAAGUAGUUCCACGACUGAACCAACCACUACUCCAACAACUACAUCUACAACAACUGCUCCACCAAGUACACCUGUUGUAACACCAACCACUGUUGUCACGACGUCAACUACUACACCUAAAACAACUACGACAAGUAGUUCCACGACUGAACCAACCACUACUCCAACAACUACAUCUACAACAACUGCUCCACCAAGUACACCUGUUGUAACACCAACCACUGUUGUCACGACAUCAACUACUACACCUAAAACAACUACGACAAGUAGUUCCACGACUGAACCAACCACUACUCCAACAACUACAUCUACAACAACUGCUCCACCAAGUACACCUGUUGUAACACCAACCACUGUUGGCACGACAACUACGACUCCCACACAAGAAACAACCUCAGUUACGACAACUCCAUCCACCACAACUGAAGGAACAACCGGAAUCCCCUCAACGACCCCCUGCGAGGAAGAGUGUGAAUGGACACAAUGGUUUGAUGUGGACAGCAGUACGGACGGCAGUGACUGGGAAACGUACGAGAACAUUACAAACAGUGGAGAGAAGAUAUGUCAAAAACCAAGGAACAUUACAUGCAGAUCGACAAAGGCUCCUGAUAAAAGCUUUGAUGACUUUGUCAAGGAAACGGGACAAGUUGUCUCUUGUGAUAUCGACGAUGGUUUGAUAUGCAAAAAGGAGGAUCAGGUUAGCCGACCUUACAAGUGCUUUAACUACCAGAUCAAGGUGGAAUGUUGUGGGCCAUGCAUUCCCCCCUCCACCCCUCAAACUACAUCAACUACCGUCAUUACCUCUAGCCCCAAUCCAACACCAGGUAGCACCACUUCAGAACAGCCUACGCCUGUCUUCUCAACAACUAAAUCUACAACACCCCCUGCACCACUCAGUACAACUGUUUUAACAACAACCCCUGUUUUCACAUCACCGACUACACCUCAAUCGACAAGAAGUACCACGACUGAACCAACCACUACUCCAACAACUACAUCUACAACAACUGCUCCACCGAGUACACCUGUUGUAACACCAACCACUGUUGUCACGACGUCAACUACUACACCUAAAACAACUACGACAAGUAGUUCCACGACUGAACCAACCACUACUCCAACAACUACAUCUACAACAACUGCUCAACCAAGUACACCUGUUGUAACACCAACCACUGUUGUCACGACAUCAACUACUACACCUAAAACAACUACGACAAGUAGUUCCACGACUGAACCAACCACUACUCCAACAACUACAUCUACAACAACUGCUCCACCAAGUACACCUGUUGUAACACCAACCACUGUUGUCACGACAUCAACUACUACACCUAAAACAACUACGACCAGUAGUUCCACGACUGAACCAACCACUACUCCAACAACUACAUCUACAACAACUGCUCCACCAAGUACACCUGUUGUAACACCAACCACUGUUGUCACGACAUCAACUACUACACCUAAAACAACUACGACAAGUAGUUCCACGACUGAACCAACCACUACUCCAACAACUACAUCUACAACAACUGCUCCACCAAGUACACCUGUUGUAACACCAACCACUGUUGUCACGACAUCAACUACUACACCUAAAACAACUACGACAAGUAGUUCCACGACUGAACCAACCACUACUCCAACAACUACAUUACACCUGUUUAGUUCCACGACUGAACCAACCACUACUCCAACAACUACAUCUACAACAACUGCUCCACCAAGUACACCUGUUGUAACACCAACCACUGUUGUCACGACAUCAACUACUACACCUAAAACAACUACGACAAGUAGUUCCACGACUGAACCAACCACUACUCCAACAACUACAUCUACAACAACUGCUCCACCAAGUACACCUGUUGUAACACCAACCACUGUUGUCACGACAUCAACUACUACACCUAAAACAACUACGACAAGUAGUUCCACGACUGAACCAACCACUACUCCAACAACUACAUCUACAACAACUGCUCCACCAAGUACACCUGUUGUAACACCAACCACUGUUGUCACGACAUCAACUACUACACCUAAAACAACUACGACAAGUAGUUCCACGACUGAACCAACCACUACUCCAACAACUACAUCUACAACAACUGCUCCACCAAGUACACCUGUUGUAACACCAACCACUGUUGUCACGACAUCAACUACUACACCUAAAACAACUACGACAAGUAGUUCCACGACUGAACCAACCACUACUCCAACAACUACAUCUACAACAACUGCUCCACCAAGUACACCUGUUGUAACACCAACCACUGUUGUCACAACAUCAACUACUACACCUAAAACAACUACGACAAGUAGUUCCACGACUGAACCAACCACUACUCCAACAACUACAUCUACAACAACUGCUCCACCAAGUACACCUGUUGUAACACCAACCACUGUUGUCACGACAUCAACUACUACACCUAAAACAACUACGACAAGUAGUUCCACUACUGAACCAACCACUACUCCAACAACUACAUCUACAACAACUGCUCCACCAAGUACACCUGUUGUAACACCAACCCCUGUUGUCAAGACAUCAACUACUACACCUCAGACAACUAUGACGAGCAACAAGUCCACCUGUUUCAACAACUACUCCACCUACUCCAACGGUCAUCUCAACGACUACAUCCACUACAACACUCGCUGUACCACCCAGUACAACUGUUGCAACAUCAACCCCCGUUAUCACUUCACCUACUACACCUCUAACUACAAGAGGUACCACGACUGA
Molecule: messenger RNA, 8508 nt
Organism: Gadus chalcogrammus (walleye pollock)
Lineage: Eukaryota; Metazoa; Chordata; Actinopteri; Gadiformes; Gadidae
Product: mucin-2-like
Exons: 30
Coding region: 10-8508 (2832 amino acids)
Cellular component (GO): extracellular matrix
Molecular function (GO): protein binding
Source: RefSeq, a predicted model, not a curated record